This is a messenger RNA of Penicillium angulare, 762 nucleotides long. RefSeq lists its product as uncharacterized. Bases 1 to 762 code for a protein of 253 amino acids. Lineage: Eukaryota; Fungi; Ascomycota; Eurotiomycetes; Eurotiales; Aspergillaceae. The transcript has 3 exons. The record is from RefSeq and is a predicted model, not a curated record.
AUGCGCUCAACGUUGGUCGAGGGCCCACUGGCAAUCAUCGCCGUGAGCCUUUAUCAGCCUAUUUGGACCUUGCCAGAUUUGCGCAUAAUUGAGGAAGGAGACACACCACACUGCAAAUGUGUUCUGGAACGCUUCGAUCUUUACAGCUACCCAAAUACAGGAGAAAUGGGUUUUGGUCAAAUGCCAUCUCGCACCAAAAGCACUAUCGGUAUGGUACAAAAAGCCCGACUGAGCUGUACCCAGGCCCUGCGAGCUUGGUACCUUGAUAUCCUCCCUCAGCUCGAUUCGUCCGUUAUCAACAAGAUUUACAGCGAUGUUGCCCGUCCGCGAAAAGACCCUAUUAGUGAUAUUCUAAAGGCGAUCGGAUUACUGUCGCCAAAUGAAAGAAAAGCUUUGAUCACUCACAUUUUCCGGAAAUGGAAGGUGAAGAAAAACCUUGUCGACUUUCCCAAAAUCGAUCCUCUCACCAAUCUACUGAACGAUUUUUCAUAUGAUGAGCUCCAAGAGCUGUGGAUGAAAGUUUACCGUCAAUGCCUGCCUAAAGCCAAAAAAGCCGAAUGGCUUGCCGAAUUAAUUCAAAUUCUGCCUUCAAGCCAUUUUCAGCUCCCCUAUUCCCACUUGCGAGUCAUUGCAAACAGAGAGCAGUUGGAGAACGCGAGGUCAAUUUUAGAGAUUCGGGAAAAGGAAGAGGAUUAUGAAAAUGGAAGACGAGGUGAUACUCCUCAUCCCGAAUUAUACCUCAGCUCUAAUUUAUCUAGAUAA